AUGGCACCAUCCUUUGAGGUGAUCAGCCAGCAACCCGGUGGUGGAUAUUUUUCAGGAGGCUUGGCGGGUCUCCAUCUCUGCUUCCUAUUUUUUUUCCUCACUUCACACUUUUCUCACUCCAGCUGCUGCAACAAGGACCAGUGUUUCCAACCAUAUUGUCCUGAAGAACAAGUUACUGCAGAAUUCCAGUACCUUCGAGCCUCUUCUGUUACUCAACCAGAUAUACCUCCUGGUCGUUUAACAUCUCAUCCUACUGUAACACACAGAGUCAGUUCAUCUAAAAGAAGUCAUAGUUUACCUACUGAACUAAAUGUAUCUGCUGUCAUAUCUUUAUCUGGAAAAAGACGUUCUUUAUUGUCUAAACUUAAAAACAGUACUUCCCUUUCUAAAAACCAAAGUAGAGCUAACUUUGAUUCUCAAGAAAAAUUAAGCCUCAACGAUUUAAACUCUUCCACAAACCUUUUUGGCUCUAGAUCCAGAAGAUUUUUCUCUGCCCCUAGACUAAGUGUAAUUUCCUGUUACCAGAAUGCUACUUUUUUUGAUUCUCAACCAACUUGUCAGAAAUUUUUGGCUCUAAAUGAAAUUGGACUAUUUUCUAAAGACCCAAGUAUUGCUGAUACUCAAAAACAUGCAAGAUUGUCUGCUCCUGAAUAUACCAGUAAACAUUUUAUGAGUAUUGAAACAGCAGAUACGUCAGCCCCUAAAAGCAUUGAUAAAGCCACUUAUUAUCAAAACACAGCAGCCUUCAUUCCUCAUCCAGUUGGUGUUUCUUCUUCCUGGUCACAAAAUAACGUUGCCACUGAUAUUCAGCAAAGUAACCAAUUAAGUAAAGAUCCAACAGAUUCCCUCUAUCCUGGUUCUCAAAGUCAUAAUCCAAACUAUUCUGCAGCUUUGGUUGAUGGAUUUUCUUCAGGUUGUAAAAACAGCUCCUGGUUUACCCCGUGUCAAAGUAUUACUUCAUGCUUCUUUCAAGAUCGAAAAGUUGUUGACUCACCCGAAGAUGAAGACAAAUCUUCAGCUGUUGAAAUUCCUAACACAAGGUCUCCUCAGACUUACUCUCUCAGAAAAAAAAAUCAGAAGUUUUUCUACCAGCCACUGUUGGUAGUCCACAGAAAUCCCUGCUCAGUUCUCAUAGAAGCCCCUCCCCUUAAUAAGCUUCGCUGCAUUUUCUGAAAAAGAUCCUUACAUUGCACUUUGAAUCUAGUUUUAAUUGUUGUAUUUUUUUUUUUUUUGAAAGAUAGUUUGUUAACAGUAUUGGAAUAUGGAAGUCAAAGAUUUUUUCCUCUGUUUCAGGUUUUUUACUGUUUUGAGACCGGCUGGUCCCCAGUUUUUGAGUGACUAUUGUAACACUUCUAUGGUCUGAACCUAGUAUCAAGCUUUGAUGUACCGUCUUCUAUAUGCACUCCAUUCUUUGGGAGUCUAGGGCCUUAUUUUAUCCUACUGUAAUCAUUAGAAAUAGUAUUCCUACAUAAUGUAUAACCAAACCCACUGGUGUCGAGUCCAUUCUGACUCAUAGUGACCCUGUAGGACAAAGUAGAACUGCCUCAUAGGAUUUCCAAGGCUGUAAAUCUUUUCAGAAGAAGACUGCCACAUAUUUCCCCUGAGGAGCGGCAGAUGGGUUCAAACUGCCGACCUUUAAUUAGCAGUGGAACGCUUUAACCAUUGCACCACCAGGGCUACUGUACAUAAUGUAUAAAACCAAAGGAAAAAAAAAAAACAAGCCCGUUGCCGUC
Molecule: messenger RNA, 1733 nt
Organism: Loxodonta africana (African savanna elephant)
Lineage: Eukaryota; Metazoa; Chordata; Mammalia; Proboscidea; Elephantidae
Exons: 2
Coding region: 1-1173 (390 amino acids)
Source: RefSeq, a predicted model, not a curated record